UCUUCCCCGUUCGAAAUCCCUUUUCGGACAAUUGGGGCUGUUUUCUUCACGGCCAGCGAGCACCUGUGACCAGACCUACACUCGAGCCCAGAGCUACGUGUCAACCACGGUGCCGCAGGAAAAGAAUGACAUCAUUUUACUUCGACGGCGCCUGUUUCUUCAACCUGUGGGCUAGAUGAGAGCUCAAUGUGUGGCUCCUUGAGCCUGCUCUCAUCGCCUUCCUCAUAAAUCACCUUUGAUAAAGUGUAGUCGUGAACCACUGCCCUUCGGUCCCUCUGGGGAUAGCUACUCAGGCCUUGAUCCCUAAGCGGGCACAAUCAGGCGCACUAUUCAUACUCAUGCGUAUCAAAAUACUCCACUGGCCAUAUGCACACCCAUCCUUACGGUGGCGACAGUUAUAGCGUGAUCAGCCUGCAAGACGCGAAGAAUAAAUCACUUGUCCUCCUUCACCCUCGAAUUAUAUCCUUCCAUCCGCUUGGGCAGAAAGGUUUCGACGACAAUGCGGUGCAAACCUCUAUUAGAUUAGGGUAUCUCCCUCAAAAGCGGCACACUUCCCGCUCGCCGCCAUAUGGACCGCUUCAUCGUCAUCUACCCGGCAGCGCGCUGCAUCUUAUUCAGCUCGUCCUUCCCGUUCGACAUGAUUUUUCAGGCGCUAGGUUUCUGCCUCACGAUCAGAGGAUGCCUCGCUGGGCCAUUGAAGAAUGCAGAGAUAUGCGGGGACCAACUUCCUUCCUGUUUCUACCACGGCACCGCACUUGCAUAUACGGAGAAUUGAUUUCCAGUCACUUUUCUCGCCAGACCGGAGAGAAUGACGUUGUUUUACUUCGACGGCACACGUUUCAGCUCGUGGGCUGGAUGAGGUUAGAGGUUAGAAAUCCGGUAUGUGGUCCCAUGAGAACACUCGGUGUUUUCUUUAACCCGCUCUUAUUGUCUUUCCUCAUAAAAGUAUUCUUUGAUCAGUCGUUCCAACUCUGAAGCCGCCUGACGUCCAGCUUAUGGAAGUAGGGAUGAAGUGGGAGAGCAGGGAGAAAAUGUCCAGGUGGAGACGAUUCG
Molecule: messenger RNA, 1053 nt
Organism: Desarmillaria tabescens
Lineage: Eukaryota; Fungi; Basidiomycota; Agaricomycetes; Agaricales; Physalacriaceae
Exons: 1
Coding region: 367-975 (202 amino acids)
Source: RefSeq, a predicted model, not a curated record